AUGGAGUGCAGUGGAGUAGAUCUCCACACUGAUGUCCUCAUAUGUUCCAGAUUCAAACAUUGUAUAGACAUUUCAUAUUCCCUUUUCUUACUUUCACUUUCAUCGAGAAAAAAGAAGACACCUAUUGGCUUCGCGAAAGCUUUCACCAACUGGCGUCAUUUCGUCUCUCCGAUUCCAGAAAAUUGUUUAGAAGAGCCUUUAUCACCAGAUUUUCAUCAAGAACUCAGUAAUUUAAUUCAUGAACGAUAUCCAACAAUAAGAAGUUGUCUCCUUUCACUACCAUUCUGUUUAAUUAAUCUAUGGUUUGGAUUAGGUUUACUUCGUUUUUCAAUGUAUUUAAAUCAUUUAUCAAGUGUGUUAAAUUAUUUAUUUCCUUCAAAUGAUGA
Heterobilharzia americana is the source of this 386-nucleotide messenger RNA. The record is from the annotation of a GenBank genome assembly. Lineage: Eukaryota; Metazoa; Platyhelminthes; Trematoda; Strigeidida; Schistosomatidae.